This is a messenger RNA of Hippocampus comes (tiger tail seahorse), 2743 nucleotides long. Its product is annotated as rho guanine nucleotide exchange factor 7. The record is from RefSeq and is a predicted model, not a curated record. Gene Ontology annotation, biological process: lamellipodium assembly. The transcript has 11 exons. Gene Ontology annotation, cellular component: lamellipodium; cytoplasm. Bases 1192 to 2154 code for a protein of 320 amino acids. Lineage: Eukaryota; Metazoa; Chordata; Actinopteri; Syngnathiformes; Syngnathidae. Gene Ontology annotation, molecular function: guanyl-nucleotide exchange factor activity.
UUAUGCUGUACUUUGAAAUACUUUCUUGUAAUGUACUUCUGAUGUGCGAUUUAGUCUCAAAGUUGGUUGAAAACAGUUGUUACGGCGCACUAACCGCUAACUCUGUCGUGCUACACGGGAAGCCGAAAAUGGAAGGUGUUUAUUCCGACAACCUUCCGUAUGGAUGUGAAGGAAGAGCGAGAGGCUUUCUUUGCUCAGUAGGAGGGUACGGAUUCGAUAUAUCUAUUAUCCUCGAAUGCACGCACACAACACUGGUUGAACAGGCUUUGUGUUUGGUUAGCAGGCUCCAAUAUCAAACAGUAAAAAAAAAAAAAAAAAAAAAAAACGAAUCGUCGUUGUGAGGCAAUGUUAACACAACAGGUGCCGAGGUGGCGGUUUCAUGUACAGUGGGAAAAAAAAAUAAUGCACUUCACCUCCCAUAAGGCCCUGAUAAAAUCACUUGAGGAACAUGCUGUUGCCAUAGCGAUGAAUAAGCAAAGGGCAGGGCCGAGGUACAAACACAAUUAAAAUGACUAAGUGAAGGCAAGAUUUACACUCUAAUGUAAGAAUCGCACCACGAUCCCAACUCCAAUACUUUCUCAGGUAGAACCUCUGAGUGUGAGCUCCAAAUGAAAAAGAAAAAAAGGCAUCAACAAGUCCGCUACUCUCUAAAGUGGUGUGAUGACGUGUGCACGUGCGCCCCCUGCUGUCUCUACCUGCAGGGCAGGCCAUGCAGAAGAAGAACCCGCUGUACAGCCACAUAAGGGAGGAGAGGGCGUGGUCCAUGGAGAGCUUCACCGCUUACGUUAACGACCGUUUUCAGGUCGCCAUGGAUGUACCGGGGGACCGGGCACUCGUGUCAGAAACCGAAAUGUGAGGCAGCUGACAGGAAGGAACAAACAACCACACUGUGCUUCACCGUUUUUUUCUUCAUUCUUCAAUUCCUCUUCAGACGCCUGAACACCAUUGACGUACCGGCCUGGAUGGAAACAGUACAUACUGGUGGAAAAAAAAAAAAAAGAGGGAACUCGAGAUUAGCAGCUCGCCCCUCCUCCUCUGUUCAUUUGCCCAAUAUCCUCUUUUAGGCCCUUUUUGUAUUAGUUUGCGCCUGGUUGGAGUGUGGCAAACACACAGUGGGGAGAUGCUGCUCACGGCGUCGUGGCGGAUCUGACAGACCGAGCGCAAAGAGAGGAAGCGAAAACCUUGUCUGUGAUGGGAUGCUGCAGUGUGACCCAGAGGCACACCGGCGUGGACGAGGUGGGUCCUGAUGAGAUCGAGCUCCUGGAACUCUCUGGGGACCAUUUAGGCGUGUGGAGUUUGGGAGAGAGCAGGCUUCAACUGUCGGUGAGGAGCAGCAGAGACGACAAGCAGCCGCCAUCAUGCAGCACUUCAGUGCAGCAAAUGGAGCAACGUCGCAAUCAUCCUGGGGUGCUGUGGGGCAAGAGCAGAGAGGAGCUGCACCGGAGGAUCUUCUCCCAGCAGCCAAUCAGAGGUUGGGAAGGUCGACCUGCUCACAUGUACGGAGAGAUCAUCCACUCCUCCCUCAUGUGUCUGCACAGCAAACAUUCCAAGGAGAAGCGGGAGCAUUUCCUGGUUUUAUUCUCUUUCCACCUGCUGCUCCUUUCCUUGGAUCACACAAAGCAAGACUUCAUUUAUGAGGGAAUGCUUCCACUCUCCGGUCUUUCCUUUCAGAUCAUCCCGAUGGACAAUGACAGCUGUCAGUCACCACACAUGUUUGAAAUAAGCAGUUCAAUGGUGCACCCGAAGAUCUUCAUAUGCCCCAAUGCUGCGGAGCUACACACAUGGAUGAAACACAUGAAAGACCGCAGACAUAAGUCAAGGACUCAACCAUUGAGUCCUUCCCACUGUGCUCUCUCUUAUCUACUGCCUUGCGAUGAGCACUGGAAAAGAGAGGAGCUGAAGAAAUACUUGCUGCACGCUCCUAUAUGGGAGUGGGAGGGUUCGCCUAUACAACACAUGGGCCCGCCAGGAUACGUCUCGGUGGUCCAUAUCAUCAACACACACAGACAGGGCCUCCAAGAAAGACUCAUGAUUCUCUUCCCUCAAGACAUCCUGCUGCUGUCGGUGGACAAUAAGCAACUCAAUAUCACAUACCAGGCUGCCUCGUCGAGGUGUCAGAGCGACCGAGAAAUCAGCUCUGCCCGGACGACUUGAGUUUGAGCUGCAAGGAGAGCUGGUGGAGACCCUGCACGUCUCGUGCACCUGCCUGGAAGAUUAUCAGAACUGGAUUUUUCACUUGCAGCAGGCGUGACUGACGCGUAUUCUCAACAUAAAAUGCUCAUAGUGAUACUUGGUUCAACACUCGGCAGUCCUCGUCUUCAUCUCAGGUUUCACCCGGAAAACUCAAUAGUUGAAAUUGACGCGUUACUACUCUUUGGUACGAUCAAAUGAGGGCUAAUAGCAUUUGCGCUCAGCUCAUCUGUCAACAUGUAAAAUGCAACCGCAUUCAUAAGACAAACAUUUCCCCCUUCCACUGUCGCCAGACGGCGUCCCACUGCACCAACACUCGUGCCAAAGGUGCCCGGGGGUCGCAAGAGGGCAUCACAACUGACCCAUAUCAUAUCAAGGGAGAUAUUUGAAUGCAGAUUAGUUUCGCUUUGACUGAGUGUAGCUCAAAUAAAAUGUGUACGUUGUGCACCGAUGGAUGUGUCACAAAAAGGUGAUCAUGGUUGGAAGAAUGUUUUGAAUGGUUUGUUCACAUUUUUUUGUUGUUUUUGUUACCCAAUACAUGUUGUAAAAUGGG